AUGUCCAUGCAGUCCGGACGCAACGGCCCCCGGUCCAAAAGCGGCUGUAGUACCUGCCGCCGCCGCAAGGUUAAAUGCGGUGAAGAAAAACCAGUCUGCAGGCGCUGCUCUUCUCUGCGUCUCAAUUGCGAAUGGGGAGUCCCUGUUAAAAGAGGGCGCAGUACUCAAAUUCGCAACCUAGAACCCGCUCCAAUCGCUUCCGAGUCAUAUCCGACGUGCCCGGCGCCGAAAGUCGAGGAGCUCGUCGAUUUUCAACCAGAUGUCUUUUUUUCGAGCCUUUCGCCAGUCUCAUGGGCUGGUGAUAUCUUACCGCUAGAUGCGCCCCAAUUACCAACGUUCUACCCUCCCGCGACCAUCGCGUCCCCUAUAUACCCUUCGUUAAACAUUGAUAAUAUCGCCUGCGCAAAUUCGUUGACGCUCAACUCCCUUGAUCGCCAAUACUUCCAAUACUUCCCGUCCUCCUCUCUCGUUUACUAUUAUAUGAAGGGUUGGAAAUGGAGCAGUUUUUGGUUAGCCCCCACUAAUCGAAUACCUCGAACCAACAGUCACCUAUACGAAGGCCCUGCCUCAUCCAACAAAGUGAUCAUGCGAAUGAUACUGGCAAUCGCUGCCUGCGACAUGCACCAUAACGGACUGGCUGUGCGCUCCCCGGGCCGACCAACCGCAGAUAACCAUGGGCGAUACCACUAUGGCUUAGCAGUGAAAGAAUUCAGGCAAUUACUCGAGACCCCACGCCAAGUCUCUUUGGAUGAGGUAGAAACGGUUUUCGCUACAGUUUUCCUGAUGAUUGCAUGGGAAUGGCAGUUCGGACACUCUGUGCGCCAUCUUCAACUUCAUCUUCAAGGGGUGCGAUCCCUUUUAGAAACACACCCGCGCCUGUUUCGCAUCAAGAAUGUGGACGACAUGUUCCUAUACCCCGGAGUUCAAGGUUCAUCCAAUGGGAGCUUAACAGUGAACAAAGUUUCGUUCAUACCAGAGCAGUUCCUCUUAUGGAUUCUAUACAUUGACGCUAGCUCUCGUCCAACGGGACUAACAGAGUCACUUAACGAAUAUGUCGCCCAAUCCGGGAAUCCUGCGUUACAGCCAGAUCAUCUCCACCGCUGUGCUCGUCUCUGGGGCCGCUGCUUUUGGGGCGAGCAGUACCCCGAUGAGGAGAUCUUGGAUGAUAUUGAAAAUUACCGAGCCUUGGAGUUGUUACAUGCUGGAUUUUGCUUACGCCAUAAAACUUGGAAAGUCCUGGUGGAGUCAGCGGCUGGUACCGUUGAUUCGAAGGAGCCCCUCCUUCGUGAGAUUCUUUCAAUACGAGAGAAAUUCUCCGAUCUCUUUAUCACAGCAAGGUUUGCGGGAAGUGUCUCCGCUAGACGUACUCUCAACACCAUCUACAUGGCCGUUUGUACAUUCUAUGCGCAGGUCCUGCUUUAUCGUCGCCUGCUCUGUGUCGACUCUCCUCCUACAGUUUCCGAUCACCAAGCUACUGCCGCAAUCAUAGACAUCUCACAAAAGCAAUACAUUUCCGACCCCAAGCUCUUGAGGAGACUGCAUUGGCCGUUGCUGAUGGCAGUGGUUGAGACUGGCGAUCUUACACACCAAGCAUGGCUCCGGCAACGUCUUUGGGAGCUUCGCGAUUUCCACUCCGAAUUUGUUUGGGCGCAUGAGAUUGCCGAAGAAAUUCUCGCCCAGCAAGACGUGAGCCAGGGACGAUACGUCAACUUGGCAGAAUUGCUAUUGCAGCGUAUCCAUGCGACUUGA
Molecule: messenger RNA, 1749 nt
Organism: Penicillium brevicompactum
Lineage: Eukaryota; Fungi; Ascomycota; Eurotiomycetes; Eurotiales; Aspergillaceae
Product: Zn(II)2Cys6 transcription factor
Exons: 6
Coding region: 1-1749 (582 amino acids)
Biological process (GO): positive regulation of transcription by RNA polymerase II
Cellular component (GO): nucleus
Molecular function (GO): transcription cis-regulatory region binding; DNA-binding transcription factor activity, RNA polymerase II-specific; zinc ion binding
Source: RefSeq, a predicted model, not a curated record